Molecule: messenger RNA, 1848 nt
Organism: Quercus lobata
Lineage: Eukaryota; Viridiplantae; Streptophyta; Magnoliopsida; Fagales; Fagaceae
Product: EVI5-like protein
Exons: 9
Coding region: 592-1641 (349 amino acids)
Biological process (GO): regulation of GTPase activity
Molecular function (GO): GTPase activator activity; small GTPase binding
Source: RefSeq, a predicted model, not a curated record
CGGCAGUCUCUGCAGUCUGCAAGGUCGUUGCCUUGACAACCGACUCAAACGAGAUCUAUACCUAUAAAGAUUCGUUGAAACACACUCUCUGCUUUGGCAAAAGCCAAAAGCCUCUUACGAUUUGUCGCAAUUCUUACAGUACAACACUACAGCCAAAGCCCUUAAACAGAGAGUGGAAAAAGAAAAUUCAUUUCUGUCAUUUUCAUCGUACUCAAUAGUCACAGCAACAUACGCGUAGAAUUCCCCUUGGUUUAUGAGAGACAGCCAACAAAAAACAAAACCCAUCAUUCUUUGAUGAUACAAAUGCCAAUAGCAGAUUUUAUUAGAUUAGAUUACAUUCUUUCUUCUCUGUAGAAUCAAAAUUGCACAUAAUAUAUAGUGUAGAAAACAAUCAAUUAUAGGCAUCACAACUCACAAGGAGAAAGAGAAACAAUCAAUCAUCAUUUCUUCACUCUGAAUUCUCCAAAACCCAGCUCUUUCAGACUUCACUUGUGGAUGUGAUGCAAAAUUGGUCACUGGGUCAUCAUGUUUGGGAAAACAAAGUUAUGACAUCUGCCUUUUGGAGUGCAAGAGCUUUGUUGAGAUAAUAGAAUGGCAAAGAAAAGAAUAGAUGACUAUGAACCAGGUCCAGUUCCUCCGCCAGCACCAUUGGAUCGAUUUGGGUUUGUAAAGCGGGAACUUAGUUACUCUCAUGAUGGUUCGAUGAAAGAAAGAUCAGCUUAUGAAUAUGAGAGGGAGGAAAGAAGGGUUCAAAAAUGGAGGAAAAUGAUCGGGAUUGGAGGGAGUGAUUGGGCAUAUUAUGUCAAGAGAAAACCACAUGUUGUAAAAAGGCGUAUAAGGAAAGGAAUUCCUGAAUGUUUACGGGGUCUCAUUUGGCAGUUGAUAUCUGGAAGUCGGGACCUUUUGCUGAUGAACCCCGGGGUUUAUGAGAGACACAGACCAGGUCAAAGGUCCCUUUACAAUGUUUUGAAAGCAUACUCUGUUUUUGACAGAGAAGUUGGUUAUGUUCAGGGAAUGGGCUUUUUAGCUGGUCUAUUGCUUCUUUAUAUGAGUGAAGAGGAUGCCUUCUGGUUAUUGGUCGCAUUACUGAAAGGAGCUGUCCAUGCUCCAAUGGAAGGAUUAUAUCUGGUAGGACUGCCUCUGGUACAACAGUAUCUUUUUCAGUUUGAUAACCUGGCGAGAGAGUAUUUGCCAAAGCUGGGGGAGCAUUUUACCCAAGAAAUGGUAAAUCCUAGCAUGUAUGCAAGUCAGUGGUUCAUAACUGUUUUCUCAUACUCUUUUCCUUUCCAUUUGGCUCUUCGAAUUUGGGACGUCUUUCUCUAUGAGAUAUAUAUCUAUCAUAUUCAUUUGCAGGGUGUUCAAAUUGUUUUUAAGGUUGGUUUGGCCCUACUAAAGUAUUGCCAUGAUGACUUGAUAAAAUUACCUUUUGAGAAACUCAUAUAUGCUUUGCGUAACUUCCCUGAGGAUGCAAUGGAUCCAGAUACGUUAUUACCAAUGGCCUACUCGAUCAAGGUAUCUAAGCGUUUAGAGGAACUGAAGCAGGACUAUGAGAAGAAGAAUCAAAAGCCAGUUCAAUCAAAAGAGUUCAAUGAAAAGCAGAAACAAUCACAAGAAAGGUUCUUAUCAUCUAAGAGGAGCUAAGCAAGACUUGCCAAUCUAUAGCUUCCAAUUCUUUUAUUCUUUUUCUUGGUGAUAUGUUGUAUGAAGAAACAUGUUUCAAACAUUGACUGUGUUUCAAACAUGCGUUAUAAAGCCUCUGAAAAAUCACCGCUUACAAGUGAAACCUUUUUCCAGCAAAAUUAUACUGCUCAUUGCUCAAUAUACAUUUCUGAGGUGACUUGUUCAUCA